Messenger RNA from Leptopilina boulardi, 297 nucleotides. Its product is annotated as odorant receptor 4-like. Gene Ontology annotation, biological process: detection of chemical stimulus involved in sensory perception of smell; sensory perception of smell. Lineage: Eukaryota; Metazoa; Arthropoda; Insecta; Hymenoptera; Figitidae. Gene Ontology annotation, molecular function: olfactory receptor activity; odorant binding. Gene Ontology annotation, cellular component: plasma membrane. The transcript has 3 exons. The coding region runs from base 11 to 280 and encodes 89 amino acids. The record is from RefSeq and is a predicted model, not a curated record.
AUUCAUAUCAAUGUGCGUACUAACUGAACUUUGCAUUUAUUGCGUUUUGGGAGAAUAUCUUCAAUCUAAGAGUUUUCUGAUUGCUGAAUCUGUAUAUUUUAUUCCUUGGUAUGAAUUAAAAUACAGUGAAACAAAAAUUAUUAUGAUGUUUAUACAAAGAGCUCAAAAACCAAUUACUAUUACUGCCGGAAAAAUGUUUACUGUUUCGCAUUUCACUUUUAUGAAUAUUAUUAAAACCUCAGUAUCGUAUCUCUCAGUUCUACGAGCAGCAAGAGUUUAAAUGAAGAUAUUGUAAAA